Armigeres subalbatus is the source of this 1370-nucleotide messenger RNA. Its product is annotated as cystinosin homolog. Gene Ontology annotation, molecular function: L-cystine transmembrane transporter activity. Gene Ontology annotation, biological process: L-cystine transport. The coding region runs from base 49 to 1212 and encodes 387 amino acids. The record is from RefSeq and is a predicted model, not a curated record. The transcript has 5 exons. Gene Ontology annotation, cellular component: lysosomal membrane. Lineage: Eukaryota; Metazoa; Arthropoda; Insecta; Diptera; Culicidae.
UUUUCAUCACUCCAGCAGUGAAGCACAUUCUAUGAAGCCAGUGCAGAAAUGGCUCUACCCAGUAUCGCACUACUAACUGCGUUGAUCUGCAGUGCUUGUGCUGCGAGAUCAGUCGAUCAGCUUCGGGUCUGGUUUGAUCCUCAGGACUACACCAGCACCUUUGGCGAACCGGCGUAUUUGUUUCUGUGGAUUGACGGGGUUGUGGACAGGAAUGUAACGGUGAAGUUUAACGCCGUGGACGGGGCGAGUCAUGUGAACAUAACUGCAGAGCAGUCGCACUUCUAUGAGGGUGCGAGCUACACCGAAAAGCGGACGUACGUUUCGGUAACUGGCAGCCAUCAGGGGAGAUUCAUAAUCAAGGCCGACGUCGAACCUGAAGGAAGGGCUGACGAUCGUAGACUGUUUGCCCGGUUGAAGGUGGCCCUAAACCAGCCGUUGAUCUACAUUUCGUUGGUGAUCGGAUGGGCCUACACUGCAUGCUGGUCGAUCGGUUACUACCCACAGAUUUUCCUUAAUCAUCAACGUAAAAGUGUAGUCGGUUUGAGUUUCGAUUUCCUACACAUUAACAUCGUUGGGCACAUUUGCUAUGCCGUUUUCAACUCUUUUAUGUACUGGAAUAAUUACAUUGAGCAAGAAUACUUCGAUCGUCAUCCGCAAGGGUUGAACCCCGUGAUUGGAAACGAUGUAGGAUUCGCCGUACAUGCUUCGCUUGCCACCGGGUACACCAUUCUGCAGUGCUACUUCUACCCCAAGCAUGGAAAUACAGUUUCCCCAGCAGCCAAAGUAAUCGUUGGAACAUACUUCGUUAUUAUAGCGAUAGCGGCCAGUCAGGCUGUUUUCGGCGCAUUUCACUGGUUGGACUUUUUGUACAUAUUGAGCUACAUUAAGCUAUCGACGACGUUGGUGAAGUACUUCCCGCAGGCUUAUAUGAACUUCAAGCGGAAAAGCACCGAAGGGUUUUCGAUAUGGAACCGGCUGCUUGAUAUCGCUGGAGGGCUGCUUAGUAUCCUACAAAUGGUAAUAAAUGCGUGGAAUUUCGAUGAUUGGCAAUCGAUUUGGGGUGAUCCCGUCAAAUUCGGGUUGGGAGUGUUUUCAAUUCUUUUUGACAUAGUUUUUAUUGUCCAACAUUACGUUUUAUACAGAAAAUCAGACCACGUGGAUCAUGUUUACAAAAUUGGAAAACAUACAAGUAUUCAGACGAGUAAACUUUAACAACAUUUGGUGCAUUUUACUCAUUAAUAACCACCACACAGUUUUUUAAUGUUUCAAAUAAUCUCAACAAAUAGUCCCGAGUUCAGAGUAGAACAAAUAACAGCCAAUAGAAGCUUAUAUUAUUAGUACAAUGAGUACAAGUAAUCAUCAUAUUUUUC